CGGAAGUAGUCAGCGCGCUAGAUUUAAAAGUUUCCCAAAGUUUGUUACAUCGAAAAUAAGUUGGUUAUACUCAUUGGUAAUCGAUGAAUUAUACCAAAUUCAUUUAAAGAUAAGUAUAGAGAUCCAUAAUUUGGUAGAAACUCUAGUCUUAGUCUGACAUCGCGAAACAGCAGGCUUGUAGGAAAAAACAGAUGAAACGAUAGCAGACACUAAAGCAGAAUGAAUUUAAAUCGAAGAUCAUCCAUUCGACUCCCUGGUGGUCCAUUAGAAGUGCCAUUACACAGGAAUCAAAUUAGCUCCUUAUCAAUACGAAGUGACCUCAACACAACAAAUGUUAAAAAAAUCACAACUGGUGAUGCUUCUACUGUACGGGAGAGUAUGGUGCAAAACUGGAUCAAUGCAACUGCACAACCGCUACCAGAGGCUCAGUCACCGAUUGCUCAGCAGAUUGGUGCCAUAGAAAUACAAUAUGAAGAUAAACUACAACCAGAGUCUAAUACAGCUGAGUCGCACAGCUAUAACCAAUUGCAAAAUUUAAUAGCAGAGGAGUCGCUGAUUCCUGUAGAGUGCUUCCAAGCCUCUAGUAAAGGCCGCUACAGUAUGUGUAAGGCUGAUGAUCCCGCACUUGAGGUUGCGGAAGUGUCAGAUGAUGUCGCAUUCAGAGACCAUCAUUUUAUGGAGAAAGAAUCUGUAACAUCACUCAUAGAAUCUGCGUCGAGGACAGUGGCUCCCACUAUUGGCAAGGCUGAGAGUGUCAUUAGUACCAAAACGGGAGUCACCAAACUUGGAGGAAAGUCGCUUCUGUCUGGCGUAACAAGAACAAGUAAGGGCUCCAGAGGUUCCAGUUCAAAAAAAGGUCCUAAAGUGAACUUUGGAACAAUAACUCAAAUUAUGAAAUGGAGAACACGUGUGAAGACAAAGCAAGGCAUGGGUAGCUGGAAGAUCUUUGCUACUGAUGAUGAACAUUUGGCAACUAUUGCAAAACACAAUGAGAAUAUUAUUGAAGAGAUUCCACUACCAAUGAGGAAUCACAUAAAACUGCAGGUUCAUCCUAUUUUGGUGCAAACAGCAAAGCAUUACAAGAAACAGCUUGGACAUGACCAUCCCCUUACGAUAGAGGCACUCAGCAAGGCAGAGGAACUUGGAAAAAUAUGUGAGGACAUUAGGAAUAUGUAAGAAUAUCAUGAGUACUAACCAGAAACUUCAUGAAGUUAUGAAUUUGUAAAUCAAUUGUUGUAACCAUGGAUAUAAUGAUGUCAUAGGGAAGAAUGGACUUUACGAACUCCUUACUUUCAGUUUAAGUUUCAGUUAAUAGCCCCCUGAACAAGAGGGCCAUAAAUAGAAACUGAAGUUGAGAAUUCCUAACAUCAAUUGUUCUACUGUGUUACUGUCACAUCAUUAUAUCUAUGGUUAUAACAGUUGAUUUAUAGGAAUUCUUUUUACAAAGUUUCCAUUACUGACUCAAGAUCUUAUAAGGCUGAGAUAGUUUACCGUACCAUAACUUAUACAAGGGAAAUGUAUAUUAGCAAACUUGGCUGUAUCAUCAGCUCAAUGGAAAGCCUAGAAUCUCUGGGUACCUUAAUGUUUGGUUAGUUCUUGUAGAUAUGGAAUGCACUGGAUGUAAGGGACUUUCUGACAAUCUUGACAUAGUAAUGGUAAAGAGGGAGGGGUGUGGAUUUAUAGCAGUUUGCGUGGGCCUAUUGUCUGUUGUAAUUCUAGUCAUAAGAAAAUGCAAUAAAUAAAGAUUAUGAACAC
Owenia fusiformis is the source of this 1755-nucleotide messenger RNA. The record is from the annotation of a GenBank genome assembly. NCBI's taxonomy places the organism in Eukaryota, Metazoa, Annelida, Polychaeta, Sabellida, Oweniidae.